ACAUUUAGUUUCGAAAGAACAAGAUUCAAUGGUUUACUGCCAAACAAGAGUUUGUAAAAUCAUUCACAACUUCAAAGGGUUCUUUAUGAAUGGUUUGUGUAACAGGUUUGCUUCCUUUUUGCAGUGGUUUCAACCAGAAGAGUAUUCAGAAAUGAGCUACUGUAAAAAUAAAUGUAUAGCCGCACAGUAAGCUAGCUAAAUGUUACAGACCUCAUAUCCUGUUCGAUAACUUUAGCAGCCUAUUGUAGUGCUAUUAUUUAAUCAAUAAAACAGCGUAUUUGAAUGUGAAAGUAAGUAUCUAAAUGUCAGAGUUCAAGGUAGCGGCCUUUUAUGCUCACAGCUAAAACUAGUCACUAUAUUUCUGAAGCAUAAUGUUCCUAUGGUUAUUAUCUAGGAAUAUUUUCAAGUGCUCCUCUCUCUUUAUGUCUUUUCGCCAGUUUACAUGUUCAACAAGGCCUUUUUAAACUUUCUUACUCAAAUGCUGUUAAAACGCAGAGCUCUCGUUUGUUUGUGUAUCGGGACUAAAAGCCCCAAACACCAACACAGGUGUAUUUAAUUACUCUAGCUAAUUAGACAUGGAGUCAGGUUGAAGUUGGGUGGAGCUGUGCUGGGAGUUACGUGAUGUCACAAACUGAGGGAACUAUCAGGGAACAGCAGUGGAAACACCUGUGAUGGUACUGUGUGCAGUGAGGCGACAACUCCCGAGGAGCAGCGGCAGCUGUGGAGCCUGGGCCAGGCUGCUGCAGAGACAGAGCAGGGGCUGUGUGUACUCCAGCAUCCAUGGCUUAAACCAGGAGGAGAUCAGAGAGAAGCUGCACGCCUUUUCUGGAGGCUCCAUUGAUCUGCUCAAACAGGAGUCUGGCAUCGCUGUGCUGACCAUCAACAACCCCUCCCGCAUGAAUGCCUUCUCCGGCAGUAUGAUGGUGGAUCUGGAGGAGACAGUGAGCCAGCUGGAGAGCUGGACAGACGGUAAAGGCCUGAUUGUUCAGGGUGCAGCUGGAACUUUUUGCUCUGGAUCGGACCUGAACGCUGUCAGGGCGAUAUCUAACCCACAGGAUGGGAUGAAGAUGUGCAUGUUCAUGCAGAAUGCUCUUACAAGACUACUCAGGCUACCUCUGAUGUCUGUUGCUCUGGUGGAGGGGAGAGCGCUGGGAGGAGGUGCAGAGCUCACCACUGCCUGCGAUUUCAGGUUAAUGGCAUCUGGCAGUGUGAUCCAGUUUGUUCAUAAACACAUGGGCCUGGUCCCAGGAUGGGGCGGCGCCGCGCGACUUGUCCGCAUCGUCGGAAGCCAGAAUGCACUGAAGCUGCUUGGCGGUGCUCUGAAGGUGGACCCUGAACUUGGCCUGCAGAUUGGACUGGCAGAUGGAGUCCUGGAGGUCCCCCAGGCAGAGGAGGGUGCAGGGACUCUCCUACAGAGGGCUGAAAACUGGCUCAGUCACUAUAUAAAAGGCCCUGCUCCAGUGAUCCAGGCUGUGAAGAAGGUAGUGUUGUCAGGGAGAGAGCUCCCUUUGUCAGAGGCUCUGAGGACUGAGAAGGAUGUAUUUGGCACGGUGUGGGGCGGUCCGGCUAACCUGCAGGCUCUGGCCAGCAAGUCCAAACACAAAUGAGUGUCUGUGUUCACUUUCCUAAGAGCUUCUCAGAUCAGCCAAGAUGUUCUACUGAGACAUUUUUGGAAAGCCCUGUCCAGGUCAAAAUUGUGUGGAAGAGAACUGCUACAAACUGACUCUUGAUUGACAUCAAUAAACUUACUUAGUUCUUUGGUGUGCUGAAGACAUUUAUAAAUAAUUUUACAUGCAAUACGCUGACUGUUGUGUCUACAGUGUAGACUCUGGGAAUCUAGACAAAUUAUAAAGGGUUUAUUCUUUGUUGGUUAGGACUACAAACUUUAUAAUUUCAAUAAAUAAGCUGCUUCAUUGCCUCUAAUACACUGAUAAUUAGAGAUUGCUCAUUGUCACAUACUUUAAUGGUUGUUUAAGUAAUGGUUGUUGUUUGGUAUCUCUAUGUGACAUGCCUACUUAUCACACGAGUAGGAGCAGAGAUACAAAUGCAUAAACAGUGAUGCAGAUAAUGUGCUAUUUUUGGUCAUAUAUUGCAAACAUAGCUCUGUGGGAAAAGAUGGAAUGAGGGUAGUGUUUUCAGGGAUGAAAACUGAAUCUACACCAUAAAUAAAAAUGUCCCUGUCCCCAUGGGGUUAUAUUUUAGAAAUUGGACUCUGCAGCCUCCUGUUUACAACAAAGCAUUUAUCAGUGGUGGUGCAUUGUCAGCUGACCUGAGAAACUCUUGUCUCAUCAGUACUCUGUAGACUGAUACUGUAUAUUAUUUUGUUUAGAUGUAUCCCCUCAAUUAAAGUAUAUCUGUAAUAAAACAGUGAAUGUGCUGUAUGGUU
This is a messenger RNA of Siniperca chuatsi (mandarin fish), 2386 nucleotides long. RefSeq names its product enoyl CoA hydratase domain containing 1 (gene echdc1). Gene Ontology annotation, molecular function: enoyl-CoA hydratase activity. The record is from RefSeq and is a predicted model, not a curated record. Gene Ontology annotation, cellular component: cytosol. Bases 672 to 1607 code for a protein of 311 amino acids. Gene Ontology annotation, biological process: fatty acid beta-oxidation. The transcript is spliced from 7 exons. NCBI's taxonomy places the organism in Eukaryota, Metazoa, Chordata, Actinopteri, Centrarchiformes, Sinipercidae.